AUGCACUCAGUUCUGGCAGCCGCUGCCGAUGCAGCAGAUGACCCAGAUGACCCAGACGGUGUCAGCGCAGUACGUGCAGGCAGCACAAAUGCAGCAACUACAGCCUAUGCAGAUGGCGCCGCACGCCUGGGCAGUGCUGCGAACCUCAGGCGCCUGCGCCGAAGGCGUGCUGCAGAGCGCAAGGCUAGGGAGGAAGCCAUUGACCUGGCUCACAAUGUUGGAUCUGAGGGCAAACAGCAUCAAAAGCCCUGGAAGCAAGAGAGCUCUGAAGCGCAGUUGAGGGGCCGCGUCUGGGCUCUGGCUCAGGAUAAGGACGGCUGCCGUCUGGUCCAGAAGGCCCUGGAGAAGCUUGCCAGGAAGGGUGGUCGCGAAGCUGCUACCAUCGCCUGGGAGCUUCGUGGCCACAUCCUGGAGGCCAUCAAGCAUCCACAUGGGAACUAUGUGAUCCAGAAGGCUGUCGCGCAGCUCUCCGUAGGUAGCUCCAGCUUCAUUGUGCAGGCGAUCCAGGGCUCUGCCAUAAUGGUGGCAAAACACCGGAUGGGCUGCCGCACCUUGUGCCGUCUUCUGGAAUUCUGCAGCACCAACCCCCAGGUAGGCCGCCUCGUGGAUGAGCUGAUGCCGGAAAUAUCGGAGCUGUGCUGCCACUCCUUUGCACACCACGUCGUGGAGUCUGUCAUGGAGCAUGGUGAGGAGCGACACAAGCACAGGAUUGCCCGAACUCUGCUUACAGAUGUUAUGAGAUUUGCAGAUCACAAGAACACCAGCUACCUUAUCGAGAAGGUUCUGUCUAACUGUAGUGACGAGGAUCAGAGGGCCAUGCUGUAUGCCCUGGAUCUCAACCGCAUCAUCGAUUUGGCGAAGACCCGGUACGGCCGCCACGUAGCGAAGACCAUGCUCCAGGACCGUCGCUGGUACACUGCCUGGGGAGCUGAGAAGUCCGAACAGCUCAUCUCCCCCUGGAAAUCUGAACUGGAGGCAGACUGCUUCGGCUUCCUGUUCCUCAAGGACAUGGCCAAAUCCUGGCGCUAG
Messenger RNA from Symbiodinium pilosum, 1029 nucleotides. The record is from the annotation of a GenBank genome assembly. NCBI's taxonomy places the organism in Eukaryota, Dinophyceae, Suessiales, Symbiodiniaceae.